Molecule: messenger RNA, 2108 nt
Organism: Theobroma umbraticum
Lineage: Eukaryota; Viridiplantae; Streptophyta; Magnoliopsida; Malvales; Malvaceae
Product: transcription factor DIVARICATA-like
Molecular function (GO): DNA binding
Source: RefSeq, a predicted model, not a curated record
AACAAAAUCGUGUUGAAUAAGAAGUCUGAGUUGGUUCAAACACUGAAAAAGAAAAGUCCAAAACAACACAAAAUCCUAAACCUCCUACCGAAACCGAAAACCAGUUGGAUAUUUCUCUAAAUUCUCUGUGCACAAUCAUUUUCCUUGCGAAAUCUAAAUCUCCCACCAUCAAGCACUGCAUCGAACCCGCAAGCCAGCAGCAUGUACCAUGACAACAGCAUCAUCAACCAUAACCCUUUCUUGACGCAGCCGCAGCCGCAGCCGUCUACGCAGGUUUUGACUUCUCACUGGACCCGUUUCGAGGAUAAACUCUUUGAGCAGGCCUUGGUGAUGUUACCGGAGGGAAUUCCUGAUCGGUGGCAAAAGAUUGCUGAAAGAGUUCCCGGUAAGUCAGCCAAGGAAGUAAAAGAGCAUUAUGAAAUGCUUUUGUACGAUGUUUAUGAAAUUGACGCUGGUCGAAUUGAGAUUCCGAGUUAUGCUGAUGAUUCUUGCCUGUUGUCGUCGAGUUGGGACUUGGACAAUCAGAUCUCUUUCGAAGCUUCGAAACCAAAACAGCAUGGAGAAAAUGAAAGGAAGAAGGGCACUCCGUGGACAGAAGAAGAACACAAGUUAUUUUUAAUUGGGCUGCAUAAAUUUGGCAAGGGUGACUGGCGGAGCAUAUCAAGAAAUGUGGUGGUGACACGAACACCUACUCAGGUAGCUAGCCAUGCUCAAAAGUACUUCCUUCGGCAGAGUUCAGUGAAGAAGGAGAGGAAAAGAUCAAGCAUCCAUGACAUUACUACAGUUGAUAGCAACACGAUGGAUGCACCUGUCAACCAGAAUUGGAUUCCUGUGCCAGGUGGUCCUGUUCAACAGGUACCUUCACGGCACCAGUUGCCCACUGGAAGCCAUUUACCUGCUCAAGGAGGGUCAUUAGGGUAUCAAAACUACAGCUAUCCGAUGUAAAGAUGGACCAGAGCUUGGAACUCUGUAUAUAUUAUAGACCAAGUCCCUGCACUCAAGAAUGCAAUUUGUAAAGAUCCUUGAUGUUCAAUUUAGUUUAGGCCUGUAAAGUAAGUUGAAACUAGGUUGUUCUUAAAAUCAUUGUAUUUGUUUUUACAAAACGUUUUAAGGAAAGGUUGCUGGAACAAAUGAGAUUUAUAGAGUGGGAGACGUUGAUUCUGCAGGUACAUAUCUGGACUUCAAAAUAUUAUGACUUUAUUAUUUUUCCACUUUGGUCACUGGAUGACUUGGAGAAGUGAACUUAUAAAUAAAAAUAUCAGAAUAUUUUUCUUCUCACUCUGAUGCCCUUCACACUUUGAGAUCUUUUCAAAGCUGAUGUUUGUACAUUCACUUUUGCCAAACCAAGAGACAAAGGAAAAAGAUACUUUGAAUGUUCAAAGACAAAUUCUUCAUAUUUUAUCAUAGACAUUUUAUCUACAGCAACUGCAUUGCAAGUUCACAUGUAUUAUCAAUGCAGGCAUAUCUCAAUUCUGUUAUCUGCAAGUUCAUAUUAUGGACCUAACUCUAAGCUAUGGUGUAACAGUAAGGCGAGUUUAUCUAUUGCUUCAUUUUCCCUUCAAGAUCUUCUCAAAUCUCAAUUGAUUUGGCAUGUUGAUAUGAUCAGAACAAUUCAAACUGCCAUCUCGGACUGACUUUACAUUUACUAAUUUUGGACCUAUGGCAUUGCAGGUGGAAGUAAAUCUUCUAACAGGGGAAACAACUUCUUUGUGGACAGAUAUUCAAUGACUGUGGCCAAAGCUUAAAUCCUGAUGUGGAUUUAGGAUAGAUUGAAGGUGCUUUUGUUCAAGGAAUUGGAUUCUUUAUGCUUGAAGAAUAUCCCACAAACUCAGGUGGACUAGUGAUUGCAAAAUGCACAUGGACAUAUAAGAUCCCUGCACUACAGUGGAUACCAUACAAAACAAUUUAAUGUUGAAAUCCUGAACAGUGUACAUCAUAAAAAAGCGUCUACUUUCUUCAAAAGGCAAGUUCAUAUUAAUUUUCUUGAAUCCAUGUCAUUUUUCUCUAUUCUUGAUUUACUUUUUGAAUAGUGAACAUCAUAAAAAACAUGUACUUUCUUCACUGGCAAGUUCAUAUUAAUUUUCUUGAAUCCAUGUCAUUUUUCUCUA